Messenger RNA from Ceutorhynchus assimilis (cabbage seed weevil), 3883 nucleotides. Lineage: Eukaryota; Metazoa; Arthropoda; Insecta; Coleoptera; Curculionidae. The record is from the annotation of a GenBank genome assembly.
GCCGGCCGUCCACAUCGACCACACCGCACUUCGAAUUCGAAAUUAAAACCAACGAACUAACAAAAAUGGAUAAUAAAAGCAUUAAUUUUGCAAACAACUUGUCACCACUUGCUUUUAAAGUGAGGAACGCAAGUCCUGAGUAUGGAGAACCAAUCCCAAAAAAGUCCAAAGCUAGCACAGCAGAACUAGCAGAAGAUAUCAGCAAUCAAAUACUGGAUGCUGAUGGAGAAGUAGAAAUAGAACCGAGUGUAGAACCUGAACUCGAGAUUGCAGAUGAACCAGCCCUGCUAGAUAUAUCUGAUGAAGUUUUGCGUGCUCAAGUCUGUCAGGAUUGUUUCCAGUACCUUUCUGUUGGUCCUAUAACCAUCGAUGCUAGAGGAAAAUCAAUUUGCGGAAGAUGCAACGUCAAUAAAGUGCAGACCAAGUCCUUUUAUAACAUACUGGCACAAGGACUGAAAUUCAAAUGCACAAAUCACAUGAACGGAUGCAACGAGCAGCUGUCUCUAGCAGAGAUGCGAAAUCAUGAAGUCAACUGCAACUAUGAGUCUGAAAAGUCUCUCCUCUGUUCAUUUUCAGGAAGUCUCGCUCAAAACCUAAACCACGCCUUAAAGUUUCAUCCAAAAAAUAUUACCAUUGAUGGAAAAAUUCAAUUUUCCUUAUCCGAAACUGAAUAUAAGAAAACCUUUCCACAGCAUAACCUACUCUAUUUACUCAAUGACAAUUUAUACGUCCUUGGCUUUGGAAUUACCAAAAAACUUGUCAAAGUUCUUAUUCAGGCGGAACACCAAAGUUUCAAAGCCAAACAUUUCGCGAUCAAAUUUUUCAAAGUCACAGAUCCAUUGGAUUGCGUAUCUGCUUUGACUGAUUACCUAUGGCUCCAUGAGAAUUCCCCCUACUACUCUUUCGAAAAGGCAACAAAAUACCUCGAAAUGAUUUUUGGCAUGGAUAGUACUUUGUGUUGUCAAGUUUCAAUGGUAGAAACUAAAGACAUUGAAAUCCAAAAAUGCUUGGACGUUCUGCGCACUGGAGGAAACAAUUCAGCCCAAGCACAGCAUAAAAACGAAUCGUAUCACCGUGCCACUAAAAUAAUCAAGUUAAUCUCUGCUGCAUUUUUCAAAUGCGGCACGUGCAAACAAAAAUUUGCCACGGACAUGUACUACUGUGAAAAUCUUCAUUUUUAUUGUGAAAAUUGUUUGGAAACUAUUUGCAAGCAUUGCCACACUACAAGAGAAUAUAAAAAUUUGAAGGAUUUAGAUUUCGAGGUUGCCUGCGAAUAUGCCGAUUGUGAUGUAAAUGUUAAAAUUAUGCGUUAUUUGGCUCAUAAAAUACAGUGCCCAAAAAGACCAUACAAAUGUCCUCUGGAGAACUGCAAUGAGACAGUUUUCUCUACUCCAAGGCUCAUUCAACAUUGGCACGCUGUUAUACCAAGACUAUUUGUCCGAAGAAGAUUGGAGCUGGACAAAUAUAAAACUGAAGAAUUUUUUUGGUUAGCCAAAAAAGAUUUGUAUCGCGUUCUCGUACAUUUCACUGAACAAGAUAUAAAAGUUCUAAUCGAUGGAAUUGACGUAUUAAAUAAAGAUGCGUCGUUUAGAAUGUUUUUGGCUGGCCCUUCAAUUCGAAGUAAUAAUUUGUAUAAUAAUACUUCUAGGGUUCUUGAUUUGUCGAUGACGUCUUUUUGUGGGAAACAUGAGGCUUGUGAAAAAAAUAAUAAAAACUACAAAAAGCUUAUAAUACAAUACGUUUCAGACAUGAUUUAGAGGCUUCAUCAAGACUUUUGUUAGAAUUUAAAACUUAUUUUUCUUAAAUUUAAAAUACAAAUUUUAAUUUUGUAGUUUGUAUAGGUACUUAUACUUACUUAACUGAUAAGUUUGUUUAGAAUUUUCUAGUAUUUUGUAACUUUGAAAAAUGAAUAAAAUUUCCUUUUUUUCUUCAGCUGGAUUUUAUCUUUAGAAUCGCUAGAAUAUGAUAUUCUGAAAAUUUCAGAUUACCUACUGUCGCAGAGCAAUACCUAUUGUCCGUCGUUUUUGAUAGGGAAAGGUGAUAAAUUUACCUUCACCUUUGGACUAUGGAUUGUGAAUGGGAUAUACCUUCCUUCAAAGAUGUUGGAAUUUCAAAUUUUUCCAUGUCGAGAUUUUAACAUUUAACAUUUUGGUCAAUCUAGAUUAGAAUUAUUAUCAAAUUACAGGUAUAAUAGAAACACAAAUUACAAUUUACUUGAAAUAAUUGUUAUUGCAUAUAAAUAUCAACAAAUAUGUCGCACUCUAAACAUGAUGAAAUAAAAAUACAUAAAUAGAACAAAUUUUUACACCUUUAAAGAGCAAACAAAUACCAGAUUGGUUAGAAAUGCAAUAUUGCCAUUUUUACUAUUCAAAAAGAAAUUUGAGUGGAAGUUUCAAAAAGAAUAUUCUGCAACACAGAAAAAGUAUAACCACAGUUACUUUGGUAUAACCCAAGGAGAUUUUUUUUUUUUUGAUUCACAAUAUUUUCCUGUGGUAAUUUCUCACCAAUCGAUUUUUCUUGAGGCAUUUUUUCAAUAGCUGUUGUUUGUACAAGGUCUUAGUAAAAAAUUGAAUUUGAAUGAAUAAUUAUAGUCCAAGACUUACACUGAAGAGUUUGAAGAUUCUAAAGCCUUCAGUCAUGAUUCUAUGGACACAAAACCCAAAAUUUCAUGUCUAUCGACUGUUUGAAAGAUCAUUGAAUUAUUCUUUAGAGUACAAAUUUUUUAAUUUAGGUGGACCAAGAAAAAUUAUUGAUUUGUGAGAACAUACCUUUAUACCAUAGACUAUUACGAGCUCCAGUUUCAAAAAGAUAUAAAAAUAUAAGCCUCUAUGUGAAUUGCGCUAAGUUACUUUAAAGCCAAAACUUUAAAUAUCAAUUGAACAUGUUUUGAGCUUUAAAGCUUCCAAAAUUCAGACUAGCCCAAGUAAAGCAUUCUAUAAAGCAUUUUUUUUUUUCUUCAUAAUAAUAACCUAACUACUUUAAACUUAUGACCUAGAAAAAUAUCUAUUUUAAAGUAUUUUGUUUUUUUUUUUUCAAAUAGAUACAUUAUAAUAGCUGUCUUAUCAUUAUUCAAAUAAUUUUGGAAUUGUCAUAAAUUAGUAAAAACAUCGAAAAAUGGAGGAACUUAAUUAUGGGCUUCAAAAAAAUAAUAAUCAUCAUUGUAGCUGCAGCACCCCCCUAAUCAAUAACCUAUUAUACUAUAAAUGCAAAAGUGUUACAGAAGACACAUUGAGGUGUUCAAUUAUUAAUUGUAUAAAUUUGUUUCUAUAAAAUGUACAGCGUUAUAAGCGAAAAAAAAAAGGUGUCCUUAGGGCAGUGCAGUUAUUAUUUUAUAUUUGAAGAUGUACCUGGUGUCAAAUUAUAAAGUACCACCCCCUGUAACUUUUUUAUGUAUGAUCAAAAAUAAAUAAAAAAGUUACAAGGGAAAAGUUACAUACUUUAUAACUUAACACCCUGUACCUACACACUUUUUAUUGUCUUUAUAUGAAGCAGCUGCAAUUUUUUUUAAAGCUUCUAUUACUAAACAAAAUAUACAUAUAUAGCUCCCAAUUGGUAAUUCUACUUAAAUAAGAGAGAAGUUUUAUAUUAUAUUUUUUUUUCUUUAAGCUACACCUUAACCAAAAAUAAUAACCAAUAAUUAUUAGAUUAGAAAAGCCUCGCUCUACGUUUUAUUUCGUUUCGGCGCCAUUGCGGUAACCUGUAAAAGUCGGAUCUGGCCAAUUGAAAUAGCGCUUCGAAUUCUUGGUCUGACAAGUGACGCUGGAAAAAAAGAAGAAAUUAAAUUAGUGGUGAUUGCUAACACUAUCUUGUGUUCAUAAACCUUUUUUGAGAAAGAAUCAUUCAUUGAAAUGAUUUUGCAAAAAUAUACAUUAGGUUAGACAGA